UGUAUGAAUCUCAUGUCGACUGAUAGUUUAAAAUUUAAAUAGCCAUCGACUAGAUCUAAGCUUCAUUAUCCGUAGAAAUUUGAUCCUCGAAUAGCCUUUUGUGACGAAAGGGAUUUCAAUCAAACUGGUGUUGAGAGAAACAACAAGUGGUGUGCUGGAAGUUGAAUCUUUUGCCAUUUGUACAAAGGUGCUAAAUACGUGGAGGUAGAAGAGGGGGUUUCGUUUUUAGAAGGCAGACACCAUGAUAACGACGAUGUUUGCACGAACAAUUCAUCGUAGCUGCAGCGGGAUCAAAUUUUACCACUCUUCAAUCUCACUCUCACACUCAUCACUUUGCAACAGCUACUCCCCCACGCAUCUUCAUCGUCGCCAGAUGAGCACGGAAACAGAAAGUAUUGUUGAUCGGCUCAAGAGUUCUGGAUUAUGGCGAACCAAAGGUCUAAUCGGAGGAAAAUGGAUUGAUGCUUAUGAUGGGAAGACAAUCGAGGUUAACAACCCUGCUAGUGGUGAUGUUAUAGCUUCUGUUGCAUGUAUGGGCGAAAGGGAAACCAAAGAUGCGAUAUCUUCAGCCUACGAUGCUUUUAGCCAUUGGAGCAAACUUACUGCUAAUGACAGAAGCAAUCGCCUGCGUAACUGGUAUAACCUGUUGCAUGAACAUAAAGAAGCGCUAGCACAACUUAUAACUUUAGAGCAAGGAAAGCCUCUAAAAGAAGCCAUUGGGGAGGUUGGUUAUGGAGCUAGUUUCAUUGAGUUCUUUGCAGAGGAGGCGAAACGUAUUUAUGGUGAUGUAAUUCCAGCAACACUUUCUGAUCGCCGUCUGUUUGUUAUAAAGCAGCCUGUUGGUGUGGUUGCUGCAAUUACUCCAUGGAAUUUCCCUUUGGCAAUGAUUGCAAGGAAGGUGGGCCCCGCUCUUGCCUGUGGUUGUACUGUGGUCAUUAAGCCCUCUGAGCUCACACCAUUGACUGCUUUAGCAGCAGCUGAACUUGCCCUUCAAUCAGGAAUCCCACCCGGGGUCUUGAAUGUAGUUAUGGGAGAUGCUCCUAAAAUUGGAAAUACGUUAGUUGCGAGCCCACAGGUAAGGAAAAUAACAUUUACUGGUUCAACAGCUGUUGGAAAGAAAUUAAUGGCUGGUGCAGCUGAAACUGUCAAAAAGGUAUCUCUUGAACUUGGUGGUAAUGCACCUUGCAUAGUCUUUGAUGAUGCUGACCUGGAAGUGGCGAUUAAAGGGAGCUUGGCAACCAAAUUCCGUAACAGUGGACAAACAUGUGUAUGUGCAAAUAGAAUACUUGUGCAAGAAGGCAUAUAUGAGAAAUUCACAAAAGCAUUCUCAAAUGCUGUUCAAGACCUUAAAGUUGGCAAUGGUUUAUCAGAAGGUGUUGCCCAGGGCCCACUAAUUAAUGAGGCUGCUGUACAAAAGGUUGAUUCAUUCGUGCAAGAUGCUGUCUCAAAGGGAGCUAAAGUUCUACUAGGUGGUAAAAGGCAUAGCCUUGGGAUGACCUUUUAUGAGCCUACAGUUAUAGGAGAUGUCAAGAACGAGAUGCUCAUAGCAAGUCAGGAAGUAUUUGGACCUGUUGCACCUGUUUUAAAGUUUAAAACGGAAGAAGAAGCUAUACAGAUUGCUAAUGAUACAAAUGCAGGAUUAGCUGCUUACAUAUUCACAAACAGUAUCAAGCGAUCGUGGCGUGUGUCUGAGGCUCUUGAAUAUGGUAUUGUUGGAGUUAACGAAGGAUUGGUGUCUACAGAGGUGGCUCCAUUUGGAGGUUUUAAGCAGUCGGGUCUAGGGCGCGAAGGUUCCAAAUAUGGAAUGGACGAUUAUCUUGAAAUAAAAUACAUCUGUAUGGGAAACAUGGGCUGAUUCAGGCUGCCUACAUGUCUUGUAAAUUAGCGACUUUGAUGUCGUUUUGCUUAAUGUGUUAACUUAUGAAGAAGAGAAAAUAGACAAAUGAAAAAGAGUAAGUAAUGAUAGGAGAAACAGUCAAAGUAAGGUCAAAUGUCAUUUUUUUUUGAAUAAAUCGUGUGCCAUGGUCUGACAUGGACAGUUGUAUUUAGGUGUUGUUAGAAGUGUAAAAUUUAUGUUUGUCUUUCCUUCUGUUGAUAUGAUUAUCUAAUAAAAGAAGGGAGUGGUUUAUUUGGUG
Molecule: messenger RNA, 2135 nt
Organism: Lactuca sativa (garden lettuce)
Lineage: Eukaryota; Viridiplantae; Streptophyta; Magnoliopsida; Asterales; Asteraceae
Gene: ALDH5F1
Product: aldehyde dehydrogenase 5F1
Biological process (GO): GABA catabolic process
Molecular function (GO): succinate-semialdehyde dehydrogenase (NAD+) activity
Source: RefSeq, a predicted model, not a curated record